CUUCUAGUCACAGUUUACCGGUUGCCUUCUGACCGAUCAAUCGAUCGUUUUGAAGUGGUCUGACUAUUCAAGUGGAAUAAAAAAUAAAAGAAAAAAUAAAAACAAACAAACAAACAAAAGAACCUUGUGCCAAAGAAACAAAAGGAUAUUUUUUGGAUUAAUAAAUUAAAUUUACGUAAAAACAAAAAAUUAUUAAAAUUAUAUCAUGUUUAAGUUUGUGUGUUUAUUUGCCCUAGUGGCAACAUCUGCUGCUGCUGCCAGUCAUCAAGCCACCGAAGCUGAUAGUCUUUUGACAAGUGCCUUAAGAAUGGUCAAAGAUUGUGGUGAUCGUUCUGUGGUUUUAUGUUUAAAGGAACGUGCUCUACAUUACUUCGAUAGCGAAAACGGUGAUGUUAAAUUGACUGACGGCAUUUCCCUGGUGAAAACUGAUGAUAUACCCGUUGGACGUUCACUCAAUGACAUUGUUUUGCCCGAAGAAAAUGAAGCACGUGAAACUGAAGUCGAUUCAUUGUUGGUUGAACGUAUUGCACGUUUCUUUGGCACCCAUACUUUACAAUUCAAAGUACCUAAAGAUUCCGUAGAGGAUAUGCAACGUGCCUUAGAAGAAUCUCGUGGCAAGAAGAAGGAAAAGAAGAAGUACUUGAUGCCCUUGUUGUUGCUCCUCAAAUUGAAAAUGGCUGCUUUAUUACCCUUGGCUAUUGGUUUCUUGGCUUUGUUGUCCUUCAAGGCUUUAGUUAUUGGUAAGAUUGCCUUGCUUUUGGCCUCCAUCAUUGGCUUGAAGAAAUUGUUGGAGAAGAAGGAAAACUAUGAAGUUGUUUCUCAUCCUCAUGCUGCUCACUACGAUGAACACAGUUAUGGACGUGCGUUACGUGAUGCCCAAAAUUUAGCCUACAGCGCCUACAAGCAAUAAAAUGGGUUCUUUUAACGCCAAACCCCCAAUUUAAAGCUACAAAAAAAUAAUUCCCUCAAAUUUUACCUUUAUAACAAAGAAUAUUUUAUUACAAAUAUUCUUUGUUUUGUUUGCUAAUCAAAGUUGAUUUAAUGUUAAAAUAAUAAUAAUUUAUUUAUUUAUAUAUUUUUUUUCGUUAAAAUCUGAAAGCCUCUGGGAGUGCAAUACAUCCUGAUUUAAUUUAUUUAAUAAUUUUUUUUAUAAUGUAUUUAUUUAUUUAAUUUAUUUAGAAGAAUGAAAAGAAAAGUGUGAAAAAUAAAAAAACUGUAAUUUAUUUAUUUAUUGCAAGACAAAAAAAAGAAACAAUCUUAAAAUGAAAAUGUUUUACAAAAAAAAGCCAUGAAUUUUCAAUAGUUUUAAAAUAUUUGUUUAUCCUUAAAAAAAAGUGCAAAAACUUAAGAAGUAACAUAAACAUUUUUAAUAUAUUAGCAAUCAAUCGAUAGUAUUUUAAGAUUCCACUAAAACAAUUUUUUUUUUAAAUAAUUUUAUUUGCAAUAUAAUCUUAAAACACUGGUGACUGACUGACUGAUUUGUAUAUCUUCUCCGUACAAUUGCUAACUGCAUUAACUUCCAAAGAUAUUUUCUUAGAACAUUUUCUCUGCAUUUUAUUACUUUCAUCUAACAAUUUGUAUCUAUAAAAUGUAAAGUACAAAAUAUACAUAUUUUACACUUUAAAGUACUUUUCUCAUUUAAAAUUUAUUUAUGCUUUAACUAUUACAACUAUACUGAAUUCUCUACCUCUUCAAUCUGAUAUAUCUACUUGAUUGAAUUUCAUUUUUCAACAAACUGAAUUUCUUAUCUUCUUUAUAUAUGACAUGUCUUAUUCAUAAAUUUUUAUCAAAGGUUUAUAAAUCAAAAUUUUAUACAAAAUUUGUUCUAUAAACCCCUAAUAAAUGUUUAUGACUAAGACAGGUGCAUAUUUAUGUGUUCCUCUUACUACACUUAUUUAUUGCAAAAUUUUCUUAAACUUUCAAACGUUUCUUAUUUGCGCUUCUUCAUCCUUACAAUAACAAUUGCUAAUCAUUUUAAGAAAUACAGGAAUGUGUUAAAAACCCCUCUUAAUGUAUUUCUUUUUGUUUGAUACUAUAGACAACUAGACAAAUAAAAUAUUUUCUUUUUAGUAGAUAUAAAUAAGAAAAUAUAAUAAAAAAAAUUGAGUAUAAAUAAAAUCAUAUAAAGAAUUUUGCAUUAAUCUGAAUAAUUUAUAUUAUAAGUUGUGUUACUCUUUUUACGUUAAUCUUGUUUUCCUUCUUUUUGUAUGGCAAUAAUAAAGAAAAAACUUUAAAAAAAUUAAA
This is a messenger RNA of Lucilia cuprina (Australian sheep blowfly), 2244 nucleotides long. RefSeq lists its product as uncharacterized. Lineage: Eukaryota; Metazoa; Arthropoda; Insecta; Diptera; Calliphoridae. The record is from RefSeq and is a predicted model, not a curated record. The coding region runs from base 206 to 910 and encodes 234 amino acids. The transcript is spliced from 3 exons.